CUGGUACUGUAUAUAUAUGCUAUCUAGCUAGCUAGAAUCCACAUGGAUCCAUUUUAGCUAGAUAUCUUGCUAUUCGUGAGAUCGCCAGCUCACUAACAAGCUAAAUGUAACAGAUCUAAUGUGACUCAAGUCAGCCUGGCUAUAACUAACGUUAGCUAGAUACUUUAUCCUAAAACAAUUAAAUGAUUUUGAAGUGAUCUGUGCAGUUUGUCUAGCUAGUGAUUUUCUUUAGCUAGUAUCUUGGUUAGCCAGCCCACAUUGAAUGUCGUAGAUUGAGGCUAGCAAGCUAGUGUGUGUCAAAUUCACAUUAAAUAGCUUUCAAACACAAUUAUAGAUGGCUAGGUAAACACCAUUACUAUCCUGCUAUCUAGCUCAUAAUUGUUAAGUAAAAAUAAGACAGAGUGUAAUUACAUUAAUAAAUGUGUCUGCAUUGCUUGAGCAAACUUAUUUUUAGAAGAUUAGGAUGAAAAGGUGGUCUCGGUACGUGCUUCCCAAACUUGGGGUCGGGGUCCCCUGAGAAGAUCUAUACAAACAAAUUAUUAUAUUUUCUUCUAUUCAAAUGGGUGUAGAAUAAAACCUUUUAGUGUCAAGUAAGGACUGUUUACACUGUCGUUUGCUGUUUACACUUGGCUAAAACCUAGCCUACUAUUAAAUACAUUAUCGUUCUCCACAGGUUCCCAUUUCAUGACAAGCUCAGGCUGCAGCAGUGGGUAGCAGAUUUCAGGUGAAUGAAUUGCAAACAAAGCCAACACUCUCGUCUCUGUGCCCAUCACUUUGAACAUGAGUGUUUUCAGCAUGAUGACAAGGGAAAGGUCCGCCUCAUCCCGACUGCUGUGCCCACCAUUUUCUCCUCCCCUGAUCGUCCUCAAAAGGGGUCACAAUGCCCAAUUGAAAGACAAAGGAAUAUGGUUGGUACAGAGGUAAGUGUGAAUGUUGAUCAUGCGAAAGCGUCUGCUGUACAUGAUCACACUUACUGUGUAAGAAACGUCGUUGAGGAUGCAGAUGCUGGUCACAGCAAUAUCACUGUGAUGCUGCAUCUGCAUGAUGACACAAGACGUGUGUCAGAUGUAGGCCUACGUUACAAUGAUAUAACUGUGAGAGUCGAUGUAAGUGAGGAAAGUGUGGCGUCAGAGGUCCAUGAUACUGGGAUUAAUGAUCAUGUUUAUGCUUGGACACCCCUUGUUCCUGAAAAAAACUACUGUAGGCUACUGACGUCACCAGGCGACGUUCCCACACCUCAGCUGAGCAAUGAGUAUCAAAAUCCAAUACCGACAAACCCACGCUCUAUCCCAGUUUGCCUGCAUUUUUUUUCUUCAUUGGCCUGGCCGCUGCUGAUUCCUUGCCUCUACCAGAGAGCUACCUGGCUAACUAGAGUGGAGCUGCAGGCUGCAUCACUAGGCGAUGUUCCCACACUUCAGCUGAGCAGAGGAUCCAAUACGACAAACCAUGCAGCAGAUCCUCAAUGUUCCGUUUCCCUGGUUCUGACCCCGAGCCUGCCUGCUGUUCUGUACCUGCCCGACUGUGACCCAUUUACGAACCUCUGCCUGACCCCGACCCUCCCUACUGUUCAGUACCUUAUACACUCUGCCCUGGAUUACGGACCUCUGCCUGUCUUUGACCUGUCUUUUACCUUCCCCGUUUGGGUCAAUAAACAUCUCUAGCUGUCUGCAUCUGGGUCUUAUCCUGAGUUAAUGGCAGACUCGGACCAACUCCACAAUGCUGUCUCCCUUCAAGGAGCUACCAUUGGAAGACACGAGGAGUUACUGCAAUGUGUUAUGGAGGGACUCCAUACCCUGGCAGAACGCCAUGACCAGGCGUUCGAUACAAUUCCGCGGAUUCUCUACUGGGCAGUGGUUCACACCAGUAAUUUCUCAGCCUACCCCAGUGUCCCAUGAACCCCAUUUACCUCCUCCGGAGUGCUACGCUGGAGAUUCUGGAACUUGACAGGCUUUUCUCUCCCAGUGCUCCCUCAUUUUUGAGCUGCAGCCUUCUUCAUUCCCCUCGAGGAUGGCGUACAUCAACGCAGAUGUCCGGGAGGGAGGGAGCCUGGGCUAUGGCGGUGUGGGAGUAGUCUUUAGUCUGGCUCAGUCUGGAGGAGUUCGUGGCAGAAGUUCGGAAGGUGUUUGAUUCUCCGUUGUCCAGGAGAGAGGCUGCUACGUCAAGACUCCCGUAGUGUGGUAGACUACGCAGUGGAUUUUACCAUGUUGGCGGCUGAGAGUUCCUGGAACGUGGAAGCAUUGUUCGACAUGUUCCUUCAUGGAUUAUCGGAGGGGAUCAAAGAUGAGCUCGCAGCCCGGGAGCUGCCCAUGGACUUUGACAGUCCGGAUCGAUGGGCGGCUUCGAGAACGUAGGAGGGAGAAGGAAUCUGUGCCCUAUCGUCUUCAUUCACCCUCGAUUCCCACCUCGCCUCUGAAGAAUCCCGGAAAACCCCGAAGUCUACAUGUCCGCGUGAACCCGACGUCACCGAGUGCUGCCGACUUGCCUCCUUUCGGAGUCCAUGCACCUGCGCAGGAGUCCAUCUACACCCAGAGCAGUCUAUAUUGUGGAGCUACGGGAAAUGUUGUAGGUACCUGCCCAUUUAAAAACCCAGGCUCAUCAAGAAGGGGCGAGUACCCUGGUGGGCCAUAUGGUGAAGUUGUCCUCUUCCCUUAAUCGCACCCCUUUCCAUGCCAUCCUGCUGUGGGGGAACCAGACGAAAUCCCUCCGGGUACUCAUCGACUCUGGGGCCAAUGACUUUUUUGGGGGAUGCUACCCUGGUGUUUGAGCUGGGCAUCCCCACUCAGCCCCUCUCCUAUCCCGUGGACGUUAGAGCGCUGGUCGGGCGCUCUAUAGGCCAGGUCACUCACAAUACCACUCCCAUCAACCUACAAGUGUUAGGGAACCACAGCGAGGCAAUCCAAUUUAUGCUGAUUAAGUUUCCUCGGGUUCCGGUGGUAUUGUGAAACUCUUGGCUCCAGCAACACAAUCCCCUCAUAGACUGGACUGCUGGUGCCAUUAUGUGCUGGAGCCCAUUGUGCCAUGCCCAUUGUCUGAAGUCAGCGCAGCCUGCCCCAGGACGUCCAGCCCACAGCCCAGUCUUCCUACAGGCUGGUACUCAGGGUGUGGGGUGCUAUGGUCAUUGUCUCCACCUAGUAAUGAAAUACAGAAGUGGAACCAGUAAAAAAAAAAUACAUGGAAAACUGGGAAAGCUUAGGUGUAAUUGAUAUACAAAUAUUACUUUAUAAUGCAUGUUGAAUAUGUUGAGUAUUGGAAAAUGAACAACAGGGCUAAGUAACACCAGGGAUAACAACAACAAAAAACAUAAAAAGCUUAGGCAAAGAGAUCUAACAAGUGGUUUGGACAACAGUUAGUGAGCUAGUAAGCUCCCUCCAUGUGUAAACAAGAAUUACAAAUGGGGGGGGGGGAGUUGUCACUGGACCAACAAACCGAUGGGGUCCUUCACAAAAGCAUGCUAUCGUCCUUCUCUAGGUUAAGACCUCUGGGGACUAAAGUAUCUAAGGAAUGGAUCCAGGACGUCUCUCUGGACCUUCAGUGUUUGUCAACAUCGCCACUGCGUUUGUUUUGCUGACUUGUUCAAUUCCUAAAUAAAAUAACUCACAAAGCGAGUGUCUUGGUAAGCAACUCUAGUGUAUAUUUGGCCUUGUGUUUUAGGUUAUUGUCCUGCUGAGAGUGAAUUUGUAUCCCAGUGUGUUGGAAAGCAGACUGAACCAGGUUUUCCUCUAGGAUUUUGCCUGUACUUAGCUCUUGUAGACGAAAAAUAGAGAGUGAACAAAUGUGAGCGAUGAUGAAGAUGCCACUUGCUGACGCCAGCCUGGCGUGUUGAUUCAAUUUGACGUUGUCCGGAUGGAUGGCUUUAUAUUUGCAUCUCACAGGAGAGAGUCACACCUUCACUGUGGAAAUCUCGGGGAAGAGACGUUCCCAAGGAAGUCCUGAGGUCUGACGCCAGGAGAGGUGUGACAACUGAUGUUGCUGUGUGAAUUAAAUUGUCAUGUUUGGAUUGUUUCAAGAUUUCAUAAAGAGCUAUACAUUUUGAUAUGUCUUAUUGCAUUGUAUGUUUUCUGGAUGGUGUAUUUUUAAAGUGACUGGAUUGAAAUUGUAUGUUGAGUUGACUGGUUCAGGCACAUUCCUGUUGUCUGGUCAUAACAUUAAAAUUGAGUUGAUUAGAA
Salvelinus sp. IW2-2015 is the source of this 4166-nucleotide messenger RNA. NCBI's taxonomy places the organism in Eukaryota, Metazoa, Chordata, Actinopteri, Salmoniformes, Salmonidae. The record is from RefSeq and is a predicted model, not a curated record.